AUGGCCCACGCUGGACAGACUCAUCAUAUCUCAUUAACCUCCCCCGGGGCUGGGGGUGCUGCCACACAUGAACUCGAGGAACAGGAGGUCAACAAGCAAGCUGCAGAAAAGCUAUAUAGCAUAUACACUCGCCAAGAAAAAUGGUUCAUUGUAAUGAUAGCCUCUUUGGCUGCAUUGUUUAGUCCGCUAACUGCAAAUGUGUACUUUCCUGCAAUACCGACGAUCGCUUCAGCUUUUCACAAAUCUAUAGAAUCAAUCAACCUAAGUGUCACCGCCUACAUGGUCCUUCAAGGCAUCUCUCCUAUGUUCUGGGGAACCAUGGCGGAUAGGUUUGGACGACGUCCCAUCUUUCUCGCUUGUCUCCUUGUCCUGUGUUUAUCUUGCAUCGGCCUGGCGUUGGUCCCGACCUCGGCAUACUGGCUACUAAUGCUCUUACGAUGCGUCCAGGCUGCUGGUUCUGCCAGUACAGUUGCACUAGGUGCUGGGGUAGUUGGAGAUAUAGGAACUCCCGCAGAACGCGGGGGAUUUUUCGGCCUAUUUACCUUGGGACCACAAGUUGGACCUGCUCUGGGACCUGUUAUUGGUGGUGUCCUUGCAGAUAAGCUCGGAUGGAGGUCUAUCUUCUGGUUUCUAUGCAUCAUGUCUGUCGCAUGUUUUGCUCUUAUGCUCAUUUUCCUACCUGAGACACUGCGUCGACUGGUGGGUGAUGGCAGUGUGAUACCAUCAGCUUUCUAUCGUCCCCUCGUGCCAAUUGUUGGGAAAGGGCGUGUAGAUCGUGAUGCCCCAAAGCCUCCCAAGCCCGCACUGAACAAUCCGCUACGCCUCUUCUUCUAUCUGGACGUUCUGAACCUUCUCGUAUUCAAUGCAGUUAUAUACGCCGUCUUCUAUGCGGUAAAUACCACGAUAUCCACGAUAUUCGCAAACAAGUACCCGUUCCUGAACGAGAUAGAUAUAGGAUUGUGUUUCCUGGCGAUUGGUGGGGGGAUGACCAUUGGCACUGUCCUAUCCGGCAAAAUGCUAGACGCUGAUUUUCAAAGAACCAAGAAUAGGCUCGUGAAGAAGGCUGAAGAAGAUCCUGAGAAGCACAUACGGCCCGAGGACGUGACCAGGGAGGAGAAUUUUCCAAUAGAAAGAGCCAGGCUAAGGAUGAUGCCCAUAUUUACCGCAAUUUUUGUCUUGACAUGCGCUGGUUAUGGCUGGUCUCUUCAACAGGAGACAAAUAUCGCAGUUCCACUGAUCCUGCAAGUUAUAUUUGGUUAUACAGUCGUCGCUACUAUGAAUGGCGUGCAGACGCUACUCAUUGAUCUACUACCAUCCCAGAGUUCUUCCAUUACCGCAUGUAAUAAUUUGGUCAGAUGUUCCUUGGGUGCUUUGAUGGUCUCUGUCGUAGACUUGAUUGUCAAUGCGAUAGGUCCUGGUUGGACCUAUGUACUGCUUGCAGGGAUAUGCUUGGCGUGCUCUCCCAUGAUCUGGCUUGCUAUUUGGAUUGGUCCACGCUGUCGUGCAAAGCGACGGGCUCGUGAUAAUGCCGCUUGA
Suillus discolor is the source of this 1536-nucleotide messenger RNA. Its product is annotated as major facilitator superfamily domain-containing protein. The transcript has 9 exons. The record is from RefSeq and is a predicted model, not a curated record. The coding region runs from base 1 to 1536 and encodes 511 amino acids. Gene Ontology annotation, biological process: transmembrane transport. Gene Ontology annotation, molecular function: transmembrane transporter activity. Lineage: Eukaryota; Fungi; Basidiomycota; Agaricomycetes; Boletales; Suillaceae.